Messenger RNA from Colletotrichum abscissum, 234 nucleotides. RefSeq lists its product as uncharacterized. The record is from RefSeq and is a predicted model, not a curated record. The coding region runs from base 1 to 234 and encodes 77 amino acids. The transcript has a single exon. NCBI's taxonomy places the organism in Eukaryota, Fungi, Ascomycota, Sordariomycetes, Glomerellales, Glomerellaceae.
AUGUGUACACUACCUUGCGGCUCAUCCCACGUUUUCUGUCUGCUAGUUUUGUUCUCGCAUUGCGUUUACCCGCUGCGGAUGCUGCAAGACCUGCUGGAACUGCAAGGUUUUUUGGGACGGGAAUGCCCCGAGCUUCAAGCUAUUCAGUUAAUCUUAGGAAACAAUUACUUGACGAAAACUACUAGUUGGGUGCGUUGGGGUGAGAGUUGGAGAAAUUUUAGGACGGAAUUCUGA